AUUUUGGAUUUACCAUUUACCGUAAAUUUUUACAUGUUUGCCAUGUAUCAAAUACGAAAACGAUCAUUUGUGGGUGUCACCGCACGAUUUACUACUCAAUUAAUCAUUUAUUAGUUUAAGUGGAUCCUUAAGUUUGUGAAAAAUAAAGGCACAGGCCGACCGAACGGCCGGUACGUGUGAAUUCCGCCAAAAAGAACGGUAAAUUAACCAUUGUAGCCGAAGCGUUUUGUUGCCGCCGGAUGGUGGUAGUCGUUCAUACGACAGAUUCUGAUAAUUAACUUGAUUUGUGGCAUAUGCCACCGAUAGAUUUACUGUUAAAAGGUGCCCAAACAAUCAUUAUCCAGUUUAUAUUGCAGCCUUAGAUAACUUCGAAAAUGAACGAGCCAGAAGAAGUAGGUGAAGAGAUCUGGUCUGCCUGGAUUCUAGACGCCAUCCGGAAAAUUCGCACCCAAAAACAACGACCUAGUAUCGAGAGAAUCUGCCACGCGAUCCGACUACACCAUAACUACCACGAAGACGUUAUAGCGGAACAUUUAGAGGUAGCAGUGAAAGAUGGCGCUGUACUGAAAGUCUUCAAUAAGGGCCAGAGCUCGUACAAAGACCCCGGAGGCCUACAACAGCACCGCACCAUAAAACUCCUCAAGGGCUUGGAUUUAAGUAAAAUCGUUACUAAAGCAGUGAGAGAACUGGGCGAGAGGGAUGGGUCCAGCUUGAAAGCAAUCGAAAAGUAUAUACAGCAAAGUCAUACUGUGAUAGAGAAUCCGGAAGUCGAUUUGGCGACGUUGGUGCGAUUAGGGGCUAAACGGGCGGCUGUCAGGCAGUUUGUGAUUCCCAUAGGGAAGAAUUACAAGUAUAAUUAUACGCUACAGGGUGCGAAUAAACGGCGGGUAUCGGAGGGUGUAAGGAAAAUUCAAGAGGUUCCACACGAAGAACCGGUGAUUCUUCGACCUCCUACAGCUCUCCCAAUCUGCUCCGAAUGCCUCGGCACCGAAUCCAAUAACUCCAAAGGGGUGGCCGAAAAGCUCAGCGCAUGCUCGGAGUGCGGAUCCUUGGUGCAUCUGAGUUGCACCCCAUCCGGAGCCGAAUUAGGCACUCUCUUAUCAAAGGGUAGCAAAUGGUUCUGCGAAGAGUGCAAAGUCUGCGAUGGAUGCGGUAACAGCGGUAUCUCGACGUGUCUACUUUGUUGUUGCAACUGCGAAAAAAAAUUCCACAUGACUUGCCUGGAUCCGCCCUUGGAGAAGAAAAUUAAAUGCCCGUGGAGGUGUAAGCAUUGCCUUACCCAUCAUGGCAAUGUGGGGAAGGCGCAACGGAAAGAACCGGGAAGUGCCGUGAAGAAAAAGAUCGAUAAAGUGCGCGAGAAGAAUAAGGAAAGAAAUGCGGAAAAGUCUAAAGAUGAUACUGCGCAGCAAACACCAGUCGUAUCUACGCCAGCUAAAACACCAAAGGGCAAUAAAAUAACCCAAGACGAAGAAAAAGUUGAACCCAAGGCAACACCGAAUUUACGAUCUCCUCCCUUGCAUAACCAAAACGACGAGGAAGACAAGAAAAUGUCGAAAGAGAAACAGAGAUUCUUCAAAAAGAACCUUAAAAAGAAGGACGAGGAGCCCGUGAAAACAGACGAGGACACAGCGAGUAGACGAAGAACGAGACACAAUGACAAAGAGGUUAAAACAAAUAAAACGCCGGACGCGACCCCUUCCAGGCAGCUAAGGAAGAGUCAAAGAACGAAAAUUACGGACGAUACGAGUGAAACAAGUACUUUAAGAAGAAGCGGCAGGAAAAGGGAACAACUCGAGCUACGAGAAGACGACGCUGCAACCUCAAGCGAGGAAGUUGAAGAGGAAGAAGAAUGUUCCGAACACUCGUUCUCCUCGGAAGAUUCGGAUUCUUCGGUGAACAGUGAGGCCCACCAGUCGGACUCCAAGAUUCGGAUGCAAAAAGUGAUAAUUCCGUCAGAUGAAAAAACGUUUGGCGCUUUGGGUGGUAUCAGGGUGGAUAAUAAGGAUGCCCCCUGGGGAUUCGCGGCUGCCGCUCAAACCGGUCAGGAAAAAAACCUGUUCGCGAAUCCUCCGGAGAAAGUUAGCUUGUUUAAUGACGUCAAGGAGGAAGGGAAGGACGAUAAAAAGAACCCUCAAGGUAUGGGACAACUCAAAGGACUGUUCGACGGACUAUCGCACUUUUUCACCGCCCCCAGUCCCAGUAGGGCGAGUAGAGCCCAACCGAACUACAACCCGAGCAAGCGAAAAGGACAAAACGAGAAGAAAAAGGAGGAACCCGUGACGCCUCCGAAACCCGCGGUAGUCGACUCGCCGAAAAAAGCGGAGAUUUCCAUGUCGCCGAGCGAUUUGGUUAAGUCGGCGGUGAACACGCAAGAGCUGAACGAGGUGAAAGUUCCGAAAAUCGUCAAGGACGAGGAGACGAAGGCGAUUUCGGUUGCUGUUACGGUACCGCCGGUCGCACCUCAGACCACCCCGACACCUGCGAAAAAGCGCUGCCAACCGGCUAAAACUCCGACGGUUGUGGCGCCGGCGGCGGCGUCGGCCGCCACUCCUACCACCAACCCUACGGAAGACUUAAAGCCGCAACAGCUACUCACCGGUUGCAAUUACAAAGACCUGGACGUGUUCAAGGAGGCCCGUAAAAAGGCGAACAUCCAAACGGCCGCUCUGCUACAAGCGGCAGAACUCGCCAAUCAACAGUCGAUGUCCCCGUCGAAACUUAUGCACGAUCAACCGACGAAUCCGGGGGCGAUCGAGUUCGGGAAGUAUGAAAUACGCACCUGGUAUUCCAGUCCGUUCCCGCAGGAGUACGCGCGCCUACCCAAAUUGUUUUUGUGCGAGUUUUGUUUGAAAUAUACGAAGAGUAAAGCAGUUCUGGAACGUCACCAGGACAAAUGCACGUGGCGCCACCCGCCGGCGACCGAAAUCUACCGAUGCGACGACAUUUCGGUAUUCGAGGUGGACGGCAACGUGAACAAAAUCUACUGUCAAAACUUGUGCCUGUUGGCCAAACUAUUUCUCGAUCACAAGACCCUCUACUAUGACGUGGAGCCGUUUCUAUUUUACGUUUUGACGAAAAACGACCGGAAGGGCUGCCAUCUAGUGGGGUAUUUUUCCAAGGAGAAACACUGCGCCCAAAAGUAUAACGUCAGUUGCAUCAUGACCAUGCCGCAGUAUCAGAGGCAGGGAUUCGGACGUUUUUUGAUCGAUUUUAGUUACCUACUGUCAAGAGAAGAAGGCCAACCUGGCACUCCCGAAAAGCCUCUUUCCGAUCUUGGGAAGGUGUCAUACUAUUCUUAUUGGAAAUCGGUGCUUUUAGAAUACCUAGACACCCACAGGCAGAAUCAAAUCGACUUAAAAGAAAUCAGCAGAGACACUGGGAUGUAUUGCCAAGACAUCGCGCUGGCUCUUCAACUACUGGGGUUCAUUCAAUGUGAAGGAUCAGCGAUCAAAGUGAAAGUCGAUUGGAAAAAAGUGGAUCUACACGCGGAGAGAGUAAAAAAGUCAAAAACGCGAAUCCAUAUCGACGUAGAAUGCCUCAGAUGGAAACCAUUGUUGUCGAACGCGGCCAGUUUGCUAAAAGAAGAGCGAUCAGACGAAGAAAACGAGAACCCUCAGGUGGAAGUUGCCGCAAACAUCCCUACCGCCCCUGAGAAAAUUAUUAUUGAAAACACUCAGGGGGUUAAAUUAAAGCGAGGCAAAAAACGUAAAUCGGUCAAUUCGACGAGACAAAUUAAACUGUCGAAAACGGAAACGCCCAAACCGGUAGCGGAAGAACCGGCCGAACGUGAUGAUAUCGAAAUCACUUCUUCAGGGCGAAAACGUACGCGACCCUCAAAGUUUAAAGAAACCACUUAUGCGGACGUAAAGAAGAAACCUGCAACGGAAAUCCCGAAACGUAAGAGGGCCGAAGACAAUUAUGAACCGGAACCAAAGAAAGCCAAAGUAGAGGAGUUAGAAGUGGUUGAAACGCCCACGAAACCCAGAUUAAGAAAACUCUCUGUCUCGUGUGAAGAGGAAAUCGUGACCCCGAUAUCCAGUACGAGACUCAGAAGAACGGCAACACCGCAAAGCCCAAAAGUGGGCGAACGAUGGUCGCAACGCAGAGCCAAAAAAGAAGAGCAACAAAAGCUGAAGGACUCCGAAGUUGAAGUGGUGGAAUUAAAGGAAACCGAAGAGGAAGAAGAAGCGAAAGAAACUGUCAUAGUUGACGACGAACCCACCAGCAAAAAGGAAGAAGUGGUCAUGCCCAAUGUUAUAACCCCAACAAAAAAACGAAAGUCAAUUAAAAAACGGAAAACUUGGAACAAAGGCAAGCCGCGGAACCAAUCGGACCUACCAACCAAUCAGCCCACGAUACCCCAACUAUUAAAAGCCCAACAAACCCUGAUCCAGAGCGAAAGCGAUUCGGUGGUUUCGGAAAAAUCUGAAGAUGAACAAGGUGCGAAACCGGUGCCUCCCGCCAUCAUCUCGGAAAAACACGAGAGGAAACGAUGCAAGAAAACCACCCGCAUAUCGACCGAGGAGGAUUCCAGUGCCGAAGCCGAUGACGAGAUGGAAAACGACGAGUUGCCCAUAUUGAAAGAAUCCCCCUCGAUGAAGUACAAAUACUCCAAUAACCCAGACCUAUUGCGCACACCGCCGAAGAGGUUGAGCAAGGAAAAACAGUCUCCAGCGGAAGGAGCUAAACCCGGCGCUUAUUCGACCACCACUUCCGAAAGUGAAACCGAAAUCGACGGGCAGAAAAUCAAAACGAUUUCCAGCAAAAAGAUGCUGAACGAACUAUCGAGGAACUGCAGUUUUGAUUUUAGCGACACGUCGGUGACGAAGGCCACCGAGGAACAUAUGAAUAAUAAUUCCCCGAGGGUCGACUCUCCUAAGCCCAACAUGGAAAUGAACAUGGAGGAGACUUGUUUGCAGCAAGACUUAUCCACGCGGAUGUCGGUUGAUAUGGAAAUUGAAAAAACCGACGAUCCACAAAUGAUUAUUGAGAAGAAGGAAGUGUCUCAGGACAGUCCGGAAACGCCUCCCGUGCAAGAGCCCGUAAAAGUGCUUGUAGAUAGUCCCAUCGAGCAACCAAGUGAUAAUAUCCCAAGUGCAGCACCCAAGCAAGAGGAACCUUCUCAGCAGAUAGAGGCAGUGAAAGAACACGUGGAACCGAAAGUAGUUGAAGUAGACGCAAAACAAGUUGAACCGGAACGAAAGACAGUUGAACCAGAACCGAAACCAGUGGAACCAGAACUAAAACCAGUUGAACCAGAGAAGGAGUCACAAGAGACCGUUAUAACAACUCCUCCAGUGCCUCAAGAAUCACCUGUAAAAUGUGAAAAACAAGUUGAAGUACCACAGAAAAGCGAAUCUUUGGCCAAACUUCCCCCAGAAACUGAACCAGCUAAGCCCGUUUGUUCCCCGAUUAUUGAAAAACCUAAAGAACCCCCGCCAUCGCCAGUGAAAUCAAUAGAAUUACCAAAACCUGUCGUGCAAGAACCAGUGAUCAAUCCAAAGCCGCAUUUGCCAAAAGAACCAAAGAUCAAACAGGCCGAACCUCAAAAGCCCGAAGUGAAACUUAAAGAAGACGCGCCGAAAGAAGCAAAACCUGCUCCGCCUCCGCCUGUUCAGUCGAAACCGCAACCCGAAAUACAAAACAAAGAACCGUUGGCGGUUACCCAGGUGCCUCACCCGCCUCCCGAGCCCGCCAAGUCUGUGAUUGAAAAACCUCCGCACAGGGAACCCAAGGUGGCGUCUUCUUCGGCCUACAAAUAUCCGGAACAACGGGAACUAAAUAGAACCGAAACGGCACCGAUCGAAACCCGAACCAAACCGAAACAACAGGACCAAGUGAAACCCGAACGGAUCAAAUACGACGAUAAAAGAUACCAACAAAAACUGCCUUACGAAGAGAAAUUGUCUUUUGAGGCGGCUCAGAAGGUCCAUAUGGAGAACGAAGCACUUUUGGCAGCGAGUAUGGCAAGCCAAGGGUAUCAUAUGAACAUGACCGCGCAGUACCCUUGGCAAUGGGACGGCCGAUUUUGGGGCAAUAAGUAUUACGAUCCUACAAAAAGGGAGUACCCGGGGUACCCUAUGCCUCCACUACAAUUCCCUUUGGAUAUUUUACCGACCUCAAAACAGCCCGCUGCUAGUAACAGUUGCGACAAAGAAAAGAGCGGUAGCAGGAGCCAUCGUUAUGAGGCGUCUGCGGUCAGACCGAACGUAACACCCAAAAAGUCCAGCGAGCACAAGAACCAGUCUCCCAAAAAAGAAGAUAAGAGACACCGAGAGGAAACCGCGAGCAGAACCGCUUCGGAGCAAUAUAAAAGCAGUUGCACCCUGGAGGAAAAACAACAACAGCAGCAACUAUGCGUCGUGGUAAACCCUCCCGAGUUGCCCAAACCGCAAAAACCCAAAGAAGAACCACCGAAAAUCGCCCCCGUACCGCAAACAACACCGGAAAUAACCUCUAUGGGAGUAUACACUCCCGAUUCCACUACCAACUCGGUGCACAGCCUCCAAUAUCCGCCGUGUGAACUCGACGUGUCUCACAUGGGACUGGAAUCUCCCGCUUCAAUAUCCAGCGAUAUGGCGUCGCAAAAUUCAAUCGAAGCGGUCCGACCCCCUUCGAACGUGUCGACGCAUUCGACUCCGCAAACGAAUUACGACUGUAUGCAACAACAGACGCUACAAGGGGUCACCAUACCCGCUUCCAGUCCGAACUUGAAUAACACGAUGCAGAUUCAGCAGCCGAGCGGACAGAGUCCCGGUGGUUCCAGUAAGAGGAUGCAGCAGCAGCAGCAGCAGCAAGGUCCUCAAAGAAACCGCUCGAAUACGCCAUCUUCCGGAGGGAAGCACAGCAGUAUAAGGGCUACGCCUCCGAUUGUGGCGCCACCGCCUCCUCAACAGCAACAGACUCCUUCGAGUAGGAGGACCGCGUCGCCUUCGGGGCAUCAGUUGCAUCAUAAUAUGCAGCAGCAAAUUAGUCCUUCGCAGGUGAUUUCACAACAGCAACAACACCAACAACAACAGCAACAGUUGCAACAACAUUUGCACCAGCAAGGGUACACGCAUAUGCACCAGCAUACACACCACGGCCACCAUUCGGUCAUAAGUCAAGCGAAUUAUAUCCCGGUGGUGACCACGCAAGGUUUUCCCAGUCAAAGUAGCAGCUCUUACGUGAACGUGCCCACUUCCGUAACGACCGUUAUACAACACCGUUUGCCCCCCCAACAAACCUUAACCGGACACCAGAAUUUGUCGCCGAGUUGUGCCGUUACUACCGGAUCGAGUUUCUACAUUCAAACGAAUCCACACGUUCCAACGCCAUCGCCGAAUUCGGCGUUGCAAACGAAUACCGCAGUGCAAUCGGGCAAUGCCAGUUGUAGCUUGGCUAAGUUACAACAAAUGGUUUCUAGCAGCUCGGUACCACCUGCGGGUUGCAACACUAUGACACCCCCACCUACGUCGAUGACCCCACCGACACACCAUCCGCACACGAUGACCCCACCGCCAAGCCACCAGGCGAUGAUCCAGAACCAAACCGUUCGGAACCUAACGCCCCCUGGCGGCAUAGCGACGGCGAACUUGCAACAACAAGUCCUCGGCUACCACAAAUACUACCAGGCGGCCAACAUGAAUAUGAACGUGAAUCAGCUGAGCGGCACAGUGACGCCCCCUAUCGGACAAAACUUGGGCCGUUCAGGUAGAAAUUCAUCGGCGUCUAAUGUUGCCGCCAUGCAACACAUGCAAACCUCGUCCAGUAGGGUCAGUCCGAACGUGUCGUUAAAUCCUUACGUGAUGAAUAAUUCGUUAAACGGGUACAGGAUAACGCCGCAACAGGCUCCGAGUGCCGUCACCGGUUAUAUCACGAACACCCCCGCCAGUUUUAUAAACAACCAGAUUCCGAUGCAAAUGAUGAAUAUGGCGGCGCAGAGUCAAUAUCAGGACCCGGCCACGUUACAGAGGGCCCAACAGAACACUAUGUACACUUAUAAUUAUAUUAAUGGUAUUAUGAGGCGAUAGAAUUUGCAGAACGGCAAAAAAGAGGUAUGAUGGUUUUCGGGAUACAGUUGACGCCCUCUGGAGAACGAUAUACUUCAUGGGUCGAGUACAGGUAAAACCUACGGGUAAAAGUGCAAGGGAAGAUUGACAUUAUAGAGGGUGUCCCAAAGAUACUGACAAACUUUAAGGGGUAUUAAACACAAAAAAAGUAUUUAAUAUUUUGUCCCUAAGCAUUUUUGCAUGCAUUUUUGCGAAAACUGCACAUCUUCCCAGUCAACCAUUUUUGUGUCAAUGGACGUCACAGUGACACAAAAAUGGGAUAUAUCUCAUGAAGUCUAUGGGGCAGUACGGGUCACAAAUGGGAUCAUGCCAAGUUGAUCACAUAGACGUUGUUUGGGUAGUGCUAUAAACGUACAGAGGAUUUAUUCGCUUUUCAGUGGAUGUACAGUGCUAGCCAUAAGUGAAGAAACUUUUUGUUUUUUAUUUUUUACUUAUUGAAAUAAUUUUAAAUAUCAUUUAUAAACACCUAUAAAUCUGACUAAAUUAAAUAAAAAACAAAUUCCCCAAAAAAAAAUCAAUUGUUACACUUGUUUUAGUUUAAGGACAAAAAUGUAGAAACUUUUGGGUUUCAUGCUAUAUUUCACAUUAUUGUACAGAAAAUUAAAAAAAAAACUUCAAUACUUUUUGGCAUAGCCAUAACAUCAGCACAUCGUCUUGGCAUGGAUUCUAGAGGACUGUGAAUAACAUCUUCAGAAAUAAUUUGAGUUGUUAUUUAAUAAAAGCAAAUUUAUCUCUCUAUCUGUAAUAACAAUAAAGUUAUUCAACUUUUUAGAAUUUAUCUGAAAUAGAAAAAUGUUAAAAAUCAUAAGAAACCUUUAAUUUCUGGAAUUGUUUUCAUAGUUAGAUAGAAAAAGCUCAAUGCAUGAAGGGCAUAUUUCAUUCUAUAGUUCAUUUCUUCAUAUACUAUUGAGCUUUUAAUUUCUCACAUUUUUUAUAAGUAGGCAAAAUAUGCUCUAUGCCUAGCUGCACAUCUCACUUUCUAAAUGUUCUAGUUUUAAUAGCAAAAAAGUUAUCCAGCAUUUUCAAACCCAUCUGAGCCAUACAAUUGCAAAAAAAAUUAAAAAUUUUAAUUUUUCUUAGAUACGCUUGAUUUCUUCUUUCUUGAUUCUUUUACGGUUAACCAAAAGAUGCUCGGUGCAUUGAUGAAUGAAGUCUUUAGCUUUACUAGCAAAAAGUUAUCUAACUUUCUGAAAUGUAUCUGAGGCUCACAUUAAAUGCAGAAAGUCAUACAUUUCCAGUAAAUACAAAUUAUAAUAAUUCAGAAAUAAAAUGAUGAUGUUAAAGAAAGUGUCAUAAAGAAUAAAAACAAAAUUAUUUGUAUUAUUAACAGUUUGCUAAAAAAACAGGAUUUCCACAAGAUUCUGGCUGCAGUGUAAAAUCCAAAUUAUGAUGUAAAAAAAAAUUGGUUUUUAUUCUCGUAAUGCCUUCUGAGUCAAAAGUCAUCUAAUUCAUGCUUAUUUCAAAGCUUGGAACAAAUCAUCUUUAUUAUGAAAUUUAUAAGAAUUUGAUUGUUUAACUUUCGGCCCUAGGUGCUCCCACAAGUUCUCAAAAGGAUUCAGGUCUGGACUUUGAGCUGGCCACUUCAAAACCCGAAUUUGUUGAGAGGUAAAGAUUUUUUUUACAAUUUUGAAUAGGUGCUUCGGAUCGCUGUCAUGUUGAAAUGUUUAAACUAAUGGUAAAUUAUCUUCAGCAUAUGGGUGCAUAUUAUUUCUUAAAAUGGUUAAGUAAUAUUAGCCAGUCAUGAUGCCUUCUAUCUUCCUUAGUGGGCUAACACCUUUGCGAGAAAAACAUCCUCAUACCAUGAUAAUACCACCUCUUGUUAGAAUUUUACUCUUUUCCUUUCGUCUCUUCCUACUGGGAAUACGAAUAUGGUAUCAUCGGGCAUGUUUUCUGCUAAUUCUUUAAUGUUUAGAUAUGGGAUGAACUUCAGCCGCCACUAUUAAUUGUCGUGCCAUUUUGAUGGGAUGUUUUGCUUUUUCGACCUGUAGUUCUCUGAAAUUUCUUUUAGGGUGGCAGGAAAUUUGAAAAUACGUCAAAUUCCGUGUAAAUGCUUGUGAGACCAAUAGAGCUUCAUGGUAAAGGUGAAGUGAUUAGCAUAGCUCCAAAAAAUCAAUAGUUUAUUUUCUCAUUCGCUUCAAUAUUAAAAAAAAGAAAUAGGCCCGUAACAGUAGGUGGAAGAACAGAUCAUUUGUUUCUCAAUUGUUAUUUCAAUCAAUUGAUUAUUUUCUAUAUAUUUUUUAUAUUUAUAAUCAAUUAAAGACCUUUAUUAUUAUUAUUCAUUGAUACCAUAACUGUCACAUUUUGGCCUCGCUCAGCAGAUGUUAAUUUGUCUACUUCUUUCCUUUCUAAUUUCAGGCAGUCAAGUGAUUUCAUUAUUCCAGGUAGUUGACAAAAAUUAUUCUACUGCCUGUAAAAUGAGAAGGAAAAACUCAACUGAUUGGAAUUUCAGGCAUUUUAGUUUUAUUUUUUUUUGAUUCCAGGAAGUUGAGUUUUGCUUUUCACUUUUUAGGCAGUAGAAUUAUAAUUCUUCUUUACUAUUUAAAAUCAAGGAAAAUGUUUGCCUAAUAUUCCAGAUAAUCAAAUACUUUCAUUAUUCCAGACAGUUACGAAAAUUGAUUCCACUGUCUGGAAUAUGGGAAUAAAGAACCCAACUGCCCGGAAUUUAAACAGAAAGGAUUUAACCACCUGAAAUUGGAAAAAAAAAACUCAAAUGCGUGGAAUUAGAAAAAUGAUGGCGCAAUAGCCUGAAAAUUGACAAAUAAAAAGUCGACUGGCUGGAAUUUGAGAAAGACGGACCUAAAUACGUGAAAUUCUAGGCAGAUAAAUGAUUUUUAUUAUUCCAGGCAGUUGAGCAAACAAUUUUUUCAUACUACUGAUUCGAAUUUAAAUAAAUAUAACAUAAUACGAAUCUGAAUUUUGAAUUUUUACAGUAUUCAAAAAAGUAGUCCAUUUUUCUUAAAGAGACCUCUUAGUAAUAAAAAUUCAAAGAUUGGAAGGACACAAAGUCAAUGGUCUCGGAUUAUGUUUAUUUUUUAAAAAAACUUACACGUGUUUCGCCCUAAGGCAUUAUCAGAUAAAGCUAUUCGUUUAACACCACAAACAUUUAAGCUAAAAUAAAAAAUAAAAAUAUGAUAUAUUUUAUUUUCUAUGAGAUAUUUUAUUACCCCUUGUUGCAUGAUUUUUUAUUUUAGUCGGAAAAAAAUAUAUAAGAUAAAUUAAUGCGCACACGUAAAUGGAAAAAUAAUUAAAAAAUAUUUAUAUAUAUAUAUACAUUAUAUAUUGUAUAUGUACCAUAUGUAAAAUAUGUAAAAAUACAUUAUAUAUAUGUGUACCAUAUAUGAGGCGCUAUGCAAUAACUAUUUUUUAAUCCAUACUGAAUAAGUUUUACAAACAUAUUCAAUUAUUCAGUAUGAAAUCGAAUGAAACAAUUUCUGUCUUUAUUUAAGCAUAGGGCUAUUUGGCACUUAACACAAUAAAUGUACGUCUGGGAUUUGCACUCUGGAUGCUUGCAUCUAUUUCUGUCAUUCUCUCUCCAUUCUGGCAAAUGAUCGAUUUCGUCUUUUCGAACUUCAGUAUGGGGUAUUUUAGUCGUAGGGCCACGUUUCUUCUUUUGCAAAUAAGCAUUUUCAAGAUUGGCGCUAGGUCGUCCACGUUUUCUGGUUAAUACAGAUUUCCCACUGUUGCAUAAGGCAUCUGCAAUAGCCACCUUAAAAUCUGCAAGUGGCAUAUAUAUAUAUCAUUUUGCCUUCUCCAUAAAAGCCAACUAUUUACAACGCACAUGUCCAUAAAAUGAAAGAAAAUGCGAAGAUACCAUUUCUUGGAUCUAAUUUUAAUGCGAUAGUAACCGAGCAUAGAGUCUAAUAAGUCUACACAUCCCAUGUAUUCAUUAUAUUUCAAAAUUGUUUGCGGGCACAUUCUUGUAGCAUUUCUUGCUUCUAAAAAAUCUUUCCUUAGUUCCCGUUGGCUGUGAACCGACGUAGGGUGAUAAAGUUGAGACAAUUUUAUUGUAAUACCAGCAAACGGUACUUAACUUUACAUCGUCUUUAAUAGCAGUUUUCUCUUGCCAAGAUCCUCGUCCAAGUUUUUUAAACUCUUUUUCUGACAGCAUUUUACAUCCUUGAACUCGAUUCAAGCGCACAGUUCCAAGAGGAUGGAUACCAUUCUGAGUCAAGUAAACCAUAAGCGGGACGCUAGUAAACCAAUUACCAAAAAAAAUCCUAUGUUUACGUGUUUGGGGACUCUUUCAACAAGUUUCACCACCACAUUACUACUAGUUCCCAAAUCAGGAGCAUCGGCAGGAACGAUGUUGCUCUGAGAACCAGCAAAAAUGUCGAAACUGUAACUAAAGCCGGAGAUUCCACUCAGCACAAAUACUUUAAAGCCCCACUUGUGUGACUUUUUUGGAUUAUAUUGUUUGAUUGUCGAUCUGGCCUUAGUGGGAAUAAUUUGUUCAUCGACCGCAAUAUGUUCUUCAACAGGAAUUAUAUUUAGUCUUUCUUGUAAUCUCUCUAGUAAAGGUCUUAUCUUGAAUAACUAUCAUGACCGGGCUUGCCACGAGGUAUAAAAUUAUCAUUAUUAUUAAAAUGUAUAAAUUGUUUAAUUUCUUCCCACCUGUUACAUGUCAUGACCCUAGAUAUGGCGGGGUGGCCUAAAUGUGGUGACCAAUAGUUCCUAGCUUGAGGCAAUUGUAUUAUGGACAUAUAUAAACACAUGCCAAUGAAUUGUUCUAUUUCAUCAUCUGUAAGGUUUGCGGGACGGUUUAUAUGUUUUUGUAAGCAAUAUAAAUUUGAUUCGGUAGUUAUAGUCGAUAUAAUUUCAUUAGUCAAGAAGAACUUAAAUAACUCUGAUGGUGUCUCUAAAUCAGCAACCUCUGGGGGCAUAUUCAGGUUGCCCGUAAAUUCAAGCUCCUUUGGAUCUUUCCUGAGAUUACCGGUUCUCCAGGAUCCUGGAUUUAUCUUCUUCGCAAUUUCCUGGAGAGUCAUAUUUUCACUAUCAUCAGACUCCACAUCCGUCUCAGGAAUGGUUGUCUCGUCAUAAUCUCCUUCAGGCAUAGAGUCAUCACUUUCGUAGGCUAAUAUAUUAUGAUGGUUUAUUGGGAUAUUAUUGUCUUCAUCAUCUAACAAAUCGGGAACAUCACUCUCAUUAUCCUCCGGUACAUCCCUAACAUAUUUGCUGUUAAUUCCGUAAAAUAUUUUCGGAUCCAUCUGAAACCAACCAAACUCUUAUUACCACGUAUAUGUGCAUGAUAUCCAUAUGCAUUAAAACAAUGUUUCUCGCUAAUGUCCAAAAAAAUUAAAAAUAUUGCUUCGACUCACCUUCAAAUGAAAGUGCAACAAAUAAACUAUAAACGUCUAUUUUUUUAAUCACGAAACUAACUUUUUACUAAACAAAAAUCACACUUUAAAAACAUAAACAUCGACUACACCGACAAAUAUGUGAUUCUCAACUGGCAAAGCGCGCCAAAAAAGCGUGCUUUGUUGCCGCGAUGUCAGAAUUGUUUUCACGUGUUUAUUCCUCGGUCCCAAAUAUGCUACAUCAUGCAUUUAUUUAAUUUUUAGAUUCUAGGAUCUUGAAAAUAUAUUAACUUUAGUAUGUAUCAUAUAUGACACAAGAUGCGGCAAGGGGUUAACUUAAAUGUUUGUGAAGUUAAACGAAUAGUUUUCCGAUCUGAUGAUGAUUUAGGUUCGAAACACGUGUAAUAGUUUUUUUUUUAAAUAAACAUAAUCUGAGACCAUUGACUUUGUAUCCCUUCAAUCUCUGAAUUUUUUUCUGAAUUCUCACAGACAAGUAACUUUUUGCAGUUAUAUAUGUAAUAAAAAGGUUGGUUUUAAUUAUCCCUUAAAGUUUGCCGGUAUUUUUUCGGGACACCCUGAAGUUCGACAAUAUAACUUUCUACAAGGUAUACAUGCUAUUUUCCCAAAGAAUGGAAAAUUAUUAGUUUCUAACAUAUUUUCCGUUGCCUUAUAAUGAACGACGAGGUGAAAAGAUUUAUUUUAAAGUGUUCUUAGUUUACGUUGCACAGAGGCAAAGUUCGGAGUAUUUUUUUUUUAAAUCUCACAAUGGUAUCGUUAAUUUAUCUUUUAGUAUCGUUUUCGUACCAAAAGCUAAUUUUACAUAAUAAUAAUGAUAAAUCCAGUUGUCAUCCAUUUCAUAUGCUCUUUUUUUUGUGAGCACUUUAGAGGUUUGAUUUCACAUAAAUAUAUAAUGGAAGUAACAUAAAAUUAUUUACCUACUUAAUCAAUAACUUUAUAGAUAAAUAAUGCUUUUUAACUUAACCGAGAUAAACCCUGUGGCAUUUUUUUAUACGAUAUUUUAGAGAGUUUCUUAAGUUCAUCUGAUCAAAUUAUUUAAUCAUCAAUGCCUAAUAACUUUUCUAAAAUUUUAUCGAAUUUAACCAAUAUUUAGUUUAUCUUCUAAUAAAAUGAACUGUGGUGGGUGAUACUUGGAACAUAGACAUUUUUCGGCGAUAUUUCAAUUUGAAGGCACUCAAGUCAAAUUAUACGUUCUUACAACAUAAAAUACUUUUUUUUGCUUAAAUAAGGUUUCUUAAGGUAAUGUUUUUUGAAGAAAAAAAGAAUAAAUAUAUAAAUUCAAACAAUGUAAUUAAUUCCGACUCAAGUUUACUAUUUCUACUUCGAUCACUUAACAUACAGCAAUGGAAUCUGUUAUACAAAGUGUAGUACUGCCCGAAGAUCUGCAUCAAAACUAACUCGCGUUACCUUAAAAAAUCGUAUAUUUAUUUAAAAUUGUAUUCGGAAAUUUGCCUAUGUGCAACUGGUAUUUAGAAUUUCACAUUAUAUUUUCACAGUUAAAGGUUAAAAUUGCCCAUCUUAUUUUCCUCAAGUGUUAUAAAUAUGUAAUUCUUAUGAAUAUAUUUUAUAGUUUAAUUAUUAUAGUUGUAAAUAUUAUGCAUAUAAUAGAUAAUAUAUACCUAAUGUCUUAUCGGCUCGCGAUUACUUAAUUAUUGUCGUAAUAAGAAAAAAAUUGCCUUACAGUUUUAUUCGUUUAGAGUUGUUAAAUAGGCUGUGCGUGCAAGAUGGUGUUUUCUUUUUAUUGUAUAAAUUCUUUUGUAUUAUUUAGUUAAGUUUAUGUGUCAUAUAAUGAUUAAAAACGGUUAGUUUGUAAAUAUUGAACAGGUUGAAAUGAGUUAUUAUUAUUAUUUAUUAAGAUAAGCAACUAUCUAUAUAUGUAUAAGAGACGUUGAAACAGUCAAUGAUUUUCAAUUGGUUUAACCUCACAGAUUUUAGGUUAUGUUGUAGAGCACUGUGAUUAGUUAUAUUUUGGUUGUUAAGCCGUUAUUUUUUUUUGGUGUAAUUUUUCACGAAAAUAAAAAUCGUUAAUUUUUAGAAGA
Molecule: messenger RNA, 15402 nt
Organism: Anthonomus grandis grandis
Lineage: Eukaryota; Metazoa; Arthropoda; Insecta; Coleoptera; Curculionidae
Product: histone acetyltransferase KAT6A
Exons: 11
Coding region: 375-8012 (2545 amino acids)
Biological process (GO): nucleosome assembly; regulation of DNA-templated transcription
Cellular component (GO): MOZ/MORF histone acetyltransferase complex; nucleosome
Molecular function (GO): DNA binding; histone acetyltransferase activity
Source: RefSeq, a predicted model, not a curated record